This is a messenger RNA of Lachancea dasiensis, 6153 nucleotides long. The record is from the annotation of a GenBank genome assembly. NCBI's taxonomy places the organism in Eukaryota, Fungi, Ascomycota, Saccharomycetes, Saccharomycetales, Saccharomycetaceae.
AUGAGCGCCUCCAACAGCACCAGAGCGCUCACCUUGAGCCACGGUGCCAUUGAGCACGUUCUCCCAGUGCCAACGGCCUCGUUUUUCCCAGGCUCGCAAUUACAAGACCAAUUCACCAAACAGCUUCCAUCUGCUACGGAGGGUUUCGUCGCCGACAACGAACCGGCGUCUCCAGCAGAGCUGUUGGGUCAAUUCCUAGGCUACGUGUCCACUUUGGUCGAUCCUUCUACCAAGGGCCAAUUCGACGACGUUUUGACCGUGGCACUUGCCGAGUUCGAAUCCAGCUACUUGCAAGGUAACGAUGUACACACUCUGGCCUCCAAGCUUCUGGCCGACGAAGACGUUUAUCCAACCACUUUGGAGAAGGUCAAGGCCCUCAUCAAAAACUACUUCAACGCUCGCGUCACCGCUCAAAGACCUUUUACCAAGUCCGAUUCUGCUCUUUUCAAAAGCGCCGCGGCCAAAGAAUCCCAGCUGGUUGCUAUUUUCGGCGGUCAAGGUAACACUGAUGACUAUUUCGAAGAGCUGCGUGAGCUGUACCAAACUUACUACAGUGUCGUUUCGGAUGUUAUAGAAUCUGCUGCCUCCAAGCUGGCCGAAUUAGUCAAGUCGACCGACGACACUGAAAAAGUGUACACUCAAGGUUUUGAUGUUCUUCAAUGGUUGCAAAACCCUGAGACUACUCCAGACAACGCUUACCUCCUGUCUAUUCCAAUCUCAUGCCCCAUGAUUGGUGUCAUCCAAUUGGUACACUACGCCGUCACCGCCCGUGUCUUGGGUUUCACCCCUGGUGAGUUGAGAUCCCACUUGGUCGGUGCCACUGGUCACUCUCAAGGUUUGGCUACUGCCGUGGCAAUCGCAGAAGCCGAUUCCUGGGAGUCUUUCUUCAAGGCUCUGAAUAAAACCAUCACUUUAUUAUUCUUCAUCGGUGUGCGUUGUUACCAAGCUUACCCAAAUACUUCAAUGCCUCCAUCAAUGCUUGAAGACUCUGCAGAAAACGGUGAAGGUACUCCUUCGCCAAUGUUGUCCAUUUCCAACUUGACUAAAGAACAAGUGCAAGAAUUUGUGGAUCAAACUAACGCUCAUUUGCCAGCCGAGAAACACAUUGUGAUUUCUUUGAUCAAUGGUGCCAGGAAUUUGGUUGUGACUGGUCCUCCACAAUCUCUGUACGGUUUGAAUUUGACAUUGAGAAAGGCCAAGGCUCCAGCUGGUUUGGAUCAAGCCAGAAUUCCCCACAGUGAGAGAAAACUCAAGUUUUUCAACAGGUUUUUACCAAUCGCAUCCCCAUUCCAUUCUCAUUUGUUAGAACCUGCUAACGAGUUUAUCAAGCAAGAUCUAAAGGAUGCUGGCCUAGAGUUCAAGCAGUCAGACUUGCAAGUUCCUGUUUACGAUACUUUUGAUGGUAAGGACUUGAGAGAUUACACCGGUUCCGUUGCUGAAAGAAUUACCUUGUGCAUUACCAAGUUGCCCGUGAACUGGGAAGCUUCUACGCAAUUUUCUGCCACCCACAUCCUAGAUUUUGGUCCCGGCGGCUCCUCUGGCCUAGGUGUUUUAACUCACCGUAACAAGGAUGGUACUGGUGUUCGUGUCAUUGUUGCAGGUGCUUUGGAAGCCAACAUAGAUGACGAAUAUGGAUUUAAGCAGGAAAUAUUUGAUGUUUCUGCUAACGGUCUCAAGUUUUCCCCCAAUUGGUUAAAGGAAUUCCACCCCAAGUUGGUAAAGACAAAGGGAGGUAAGAUUUAUGUUGAUACUAAAUUCUCCAAACUUUUGGGCCGUGCUCCACUUCUUGUACCUGGUAUGACUCCUUGUACUGUCUCUCCCGACUUUGUCGCUGCCACCAUUAACGCUGGCUACACCAUUGAAUUGGCUGGUGGUGGUUACUUCUCUCCUGCCCAAAUGACUAAGGCCAUCGACUCUGUUGUUUCUCAGAUUAAAAAGGGCUACGGUUUGGGCAUAAAUCUAAUUUAUGUCAACCCUAGAAUGUUGCAGUGGGGUAUUCCUAUGAUCAAAGAAUUGAGAGAAAAAGGCUAUCCUAUUCAAUCGAUGACAAUUGGUGCCGGUGUUCCUUCCUUAGAAGUUGCUACUGAGUACAUCGAAACCUUGGGCUUGACCUAUUUAGGUUUGAAACCUGGCUCUAUCGAUGCCAUCUCUCAAGUCAUUGCUAUUGCUAAGGCUCAUCCUUCUUUCCCUAUUGUGAUGCAAUGGACUGGUGGUAGAGGUGGUGGUCAUCAUUCUUUUGAGGACAUGCACUCUCCUUUGUUCCAAAUGUACUCUAAGGUCAGAAGAUUAUCAAACAUCAUCUUAGUUGCCGGUUCUGGUUUUGGUUCUGCUUCUGAUACUUAUCCAUACUUGACCGGUGAAUGGUCUACCAAGUUCAAUUAUCCUCCUAUGCCAUUCGAUGGUUUCUUGUUUGGCUCUAGAGUUAUGAUUGCUAAAGAAGCCAAAACCUCUCCAGAUGCCAAGAAGGCUAUUGCCGAUUGCUCAGGAGCUCCUGACGAUAAGUGGGAGCAGACUUACAAGAAACCCACCGGUGGUAUUGUAACUGUUCGUUCAGAAAUGGGUGAACCUAUCCAUAAGAUCGCAACCAGAGGUGUUAUGUUGUGGAAAGAACUGGAUGAGACGAUCUUCAACCUCCCUAAGAACAAACUUCAAGCUGCUUUGGAUUCUAAAAGAGACUAUAUUAUUGCGAAAUUGAACGCUGACUUUCAGAAACCUUGGUUUGCAACAGUUAAAGGUGAGCCACGCGACGUCACUGAUAUGAACUAUGAGGAGGUUGCUCAAAGAAUGGUCGAAUUGAUGUACUUGAGGUCGGCCAAUAAAUGGAUUGAUGCUUCCUGGAAGAACUUUACUGGUGACUUUUUGCGCCGGGUUGAAGAACGUUUCACCAAGAAAAAGGCUGCCUCUCUCUUGCAGUCUUAUUCUAUUUUAGACCAGCCAGACAAGGUUUUGACUACAAUUUUUGACGCCUACCCAGCUGCGAGAGCUCAGUACCUAAAUGCUCAAGAUGUCGACUAUUUCUUAAGCUUAUGUCAGAGACCAUCUCAAAAGCCAGUGCCAUUCGUUCCUGUGUUGGAUCAGAGAUUCGAAUUUUUCUUCAAAAAGGAUUCUUUGUGGCAAUCUGAAUAUCUGGAAGCUGUUGUCGACCAAGAUGUCCAGAGAACUUGUAUUUUGCACGGACCUGUUGCUGCCCAGUUCACAAAUGUUGUUGAUGAACCUAUAAAGAGCAUCAUGGAUGGCAUUCACGAUGGUCACAUAGAAAGACUGUUGAAAGACUUCUACGACAACGACUCCUCAAAAAUUCCCGUUGUGGAAUACUUCGGCGGAGAAGAUCCAGAGGCCGUAAAGUUUGAUUCUGUUGAAACUGAUGGCAAAAUUUCGUACCGCGCCUCAGCUUCAACUGAUGAAGAUGAGUGGUUCAAAUUACUGGCUGGCCCUAAGCGCAAUUGGAGGCAAGCUUUUUUUUCCACUCCAAGGGUUGUGCAAGACUCCAUGUACGCUGAAAACCCACUCCACAAGGUCUUCAAGCCAACCGCUCAAUCUGUCGUCCAAAUUUCGUACCCAGAGAAUGCUUCCAAGUCUGUUAUCACUUUAUUGGAACCUGUCCAGGGUAGUUUGAAGCCUACCGCUUCCUUGCGUUUGUCAAAGGAUAAUUUGAUGGAGCUACAGCUUAUCGAAAACAGAACAAUGGACGGCAAGCCAGCGAGCCUUCCAUUAUUGUACCAAUACCAACCCGAGGAUGGGUUUGCUCCAAUUUCUGAAGUAAUGGAUGGUCGUAACGAUCGUAUCAAAGAAUUCUACUGGAAAUUGUGGGUCGAAGAACCAUUCAACUUAGACUUCGACCCCAAGAAACCAUUGAAGGGAGCUGAUGUCACUAUCACUGCGAAGGAUAUUGCUGAGUUUACCCACGCUAUUGGCAACAAAUGCGAAGAUUUUGUCGCUAGGCCAGGGAGAAAACUAUUGGCACCAAUGGAUUUUGCUAUUGUUGUUGGAUGGAGAGUCAUCAUCAAGGCCAUCUUCCCUAAGACUGUCGAUGGUGACUUGCUGAAGUUGGUUCACAUGUCCAAUGGAUACAGAAUGAUCCCUGGCGCAGAGCCACUGAAAGAAGGUGACACCAUUUCUUCAACUGCCGUAAUCAAAUGCGUCGUGAAUCAGCCAAGUGGUAAAAUAGUUGAAGUUGUGGGUACUUUGAGUAGAGAGGGCUCUCCUGUCAUGGAAGUGACUUCUUCCUUCUUCUACCGUGGCAAGUACACCGACUUCGAGAACACUUUCGAGAAGAUUACCGAACCAGUAUAUCAAGUUCAAAUCAAGUCCGCCAAGGAUAUUGCUGUCCUGCGCUCCAAAGAAUGGUUUCAGUUGGAUGACGAAAGCAUCGACUUGCUCGGCAAGGUUUUGACGUUUGAGACAGAAACGGCGGUAACCUUUAAGGACGAGUCAGUUUUCAACUCUGUUAAGUGCGAGGGUAAAAUCAAGAUGGAAUUGCCUACCAAGGAAAACGUCGAGAUCGGCGUUGUUGACUAUGAAGCCGGCGAAUCUCAUGGUAACCCGGUUGUGGAUUAUUUGAGCAGAAAUGGCUCUACCUUGGAACAUAAGGUGAAUUUGGAGAAUGCAAUUCCGAUUGCUACCAAGGACACACAAGCUCCUGGUACCAACGAGCCUUACGCCAGAGUGUCUGGCGACUUGAACCCUAUUCACGUGUCGCGUCACUUUGCAGACUACGCUAGCUUGCCAGGUACUAUCACACAUGGUAUGUACUCCUCGGCAUCUGUCCGUGCCUUGGUCGAAACCUGGGCCGCUGACAAUGUUUCUGCCAGAGUUCGUGCUUAUAGCUGUCAGUUUGUGGGAAUGGUUUUGCCGAACACCCCCCUAAACACUUCCAUUCAGCAUGUUGGUAUGAUCAAUGGCCGUAAAUUGAUCAAAUUCGAGACCAAGAAUGAUCAAGAAGAAACCGUCAUGGUGGGUGAGGCCGAAGUUGAGCAACCAGUGUCUACCUUCGUUUUCACUGGCCAAGGUUCUCAGGAGCAAGGUAUGGGUAUGGACUUGUAUGACAAGUCGGAAGUUGCAAGAACUGUCUGGGACAGAGCUGACGCUCACUUCAAGAAAACCUACGGAUUUUCAAUUCUCGAAAUUGUUAGAAAGAACCCUACUUCGAUGACUAUCUAUUUCGGUGGUGAGAAGGGAAGAAAGAUCAAAACCAACUAUACCCAAAUGAUUUUUGAGACCAUCGUUGACGGCGAACUAAAGACUGAGAAGAUUUUCAAGGAUAUUACGGAAGAGACUACUUCUUACACCUUCAAAUCCCCAACUGGUUUGUUAUCCGCUACUCAAUUUACACAACCUGCUUUGACUCUUAUGGAAAAGGCUUCUUUCGAAGACUUGAAGGCUAAGGGUUUGAUUCCGGCAGAUGCAGCCUUUGCUGGUCACUCUUUGGGCGAAUACGCUGCUCUAGCUUCGCUGGCCGAUGUCAUGUCAAUUGAGUCUCUCGUUGAAGUUGUCUUCUACAGAGGUAUGACCAUGCAGGUGGCUGUUCCAAGAGAUGACUUAGGUAGAUCCAACUACGGUAUGGUUGCUGUAAACCCAGGUCGUGUGUCACCAACUUUCAACCAGGAUGCUUUGAAGUUUGUGGUCAACUGUGUAGACAAGAGAACAGGGUGGCUCGUCGAAAUUGUAAAUUACAACGUGGAAAACCAACAAUAUGUUGCAGCCGGUGACUUGAGAGCAUUGGAUACUUUGACGAACGUGCUCAACUUUGUUAAGGUUCAAAAGAUUGAUAUUGUCAAGCUACAGGCCACUAUGUCUUUGGAAGAGGUAGAAAGCCACUUGAACGAGAUAAUCGACGAGGUUGCCAAGAAAUCUUUGGCCAAGCCUCAACCUAUCGACCUGGAGAGAGGUUUUGCUUGUAUUCCAUUGAAGGGUAUCUCUGUUCCAUUCCAUUCGUCCUACCUCAGAAAUGGUGUGAAGCCUUUCAAGAACUUCUUGAAGAAGAACAUCGUCAAAGAAAAUGUGAAUGCUGACAGACUAAUUGGAAAGUAUAUUCCUAACUUGACUGCCAAGCCUUUCGAGAUCACUCGUGAGUACUUCCAAGAUGUUUACAACUUGACUGGCUCCGAGAAAGUCAAGGAAGUUUUGGACAACUGGGAAAAGUACCAAAACUGA